AUUUAUUUUUGACUAGGCGUCGUCGUCGGCGUCGCCGUCGUCGUUGCGCUCCCCGUGAAUCUCUUGUUUGCGACAAUCACGGUCACGUAGUAACCAACAGAAAAGCGUUUUUCUUGGGGGGUUGUUGUUAGGAAAUCUGUUUAUCUGUUUCCUUUCCCCAGCAGAUGUGGCACGUCUUCUACUUCAUACCAAACUGUUGCCAGCGUUACCAGAGUUCUCUCUUCUUUCCAUCCCCUGGGCGAAGGGGGCGAGAAGAAUAGACAGUCGCAGAUGACUUGUGCGCAGUUCCGGGGCCAUAUUAACACCCUCAGUGAAAGGGGAAAUAUCAUAAUAUAUUUGACCAACUAGCAAGCACAAUAGCGGCACGGGAAAUACCCCGGGGGAACUCCCACGUGAAUAAGUCGGGAAUUUUCGUCGGAAAGUUUUAAUUAAACUCCUAAAGGAGACCAGAUGCAGAGUGGGCGUGCUUCGAGCUCUACUUGGCCCUAAAAGACACCACUUUGAAACGGACAGACAGCGUUUUUUAAUCAUUUCUUCAAGUGCAACCCUAAAAGAUAACGAGUUAAAAUAGUGACGUCCCUAUUGGCCAAGAGAAAUCAAAUGCUUAGUCAACAGGAAGUCAACUGCGCGCGGGAACAGAUAUUGACUCAUACUUAAAGGAACAGACUAGAUCGGUUGCGUGCCCUCUCUAUUCCGCCUUUUUCUCUUAAUCCUCUUUGGUAAGUAAAACAUAGAAAGGCGUUUAAAGGGUAAAAAAAAGCCACCUAAACCAUCGUAUAUGGUCAUGUAUUAUAAUCUGAUAAUUUGAGAACACCUGGGAAAUGUACAGAAUAUUCACUCGUACAAAAUAUUGUAAUUUGAGUGGUUUAGGUCAUCCAUCAUAAUUUAGUUUAUCUUCAUUUGAAUCUCUGUUCUCUUUGACAUGUAAAACAUAGAAAGCGAAGGAAAAAAGCCACUUAAGCUAUGAAACCAUCGUCUAUAUUACAGAGUCUGGCAAUUUCGAGAACACUUGGCGGGGAAUGUAUAGAGUAUUCGCCUGUGCAAACUACAGGUAUAGCAGGUGAAGGCUGCAUUUGAACGAUUUCAUUUAUCCAGCAAAAUUUCGAAACUAAAACAAAAAGGCUGCUGGAUCGAAAGUGCUAUUGAAGAAAGCAAGUUGUGGCAGUUUUUCUGUCAGUGUUUUUAACAUCGUUGACAGCAAAUGUCAAAAGUGUUUCCAUAGACGUUGAUCACAUAACUUCCUCUUUCGCUUUCGCGCUAUUUCUUCCAGUUGACAUGUCAUGUGAUCUGAUCUGUCGAGUGAUAUCGCCGUACCCCGGGGGUUACUCCGAGAAAAAAUUGGUGGGGGUGUGCGGCCCGCUUCCCAAAACCCUUACCUUAUAUAUGACCAAAAUCUGCGAUUUUCAAUACCCCCUGUUUCAGACCUACAUUACACUUAGUUCCCUAGUUCAGACCGACGUUAAAGGCAUCGUGGAGGGCUUUUGUUGAUCAGUGUUGUCGAUUAUGAUGAAAAAGUAGCUUCUUCUUUAAAAAAAACAAACAAAAAAACAAACAAGAAACAAAAACAAAGCCAAACAUGCCCAAUUCAAGACUAGAGUGCAAAAACCAGACCCUAUUAAUGAUCAAAAUGGAUAACAUCGAUACCCCAUUUAUGACCAAAACGGCUGAAAAAUCAUACCCUCUGGGGCCGCCGCACACACACCUAUAUACCCCAUAUAGGGGAGUACCUCCCCCCUGGGCGUCGGACAUUUUGGAUAUUGUUAUGCUAAUGAAGCCUAGAUUAUCUACGCAUAUGUUAGUCACGCGUUUCAAUUUAUAUUAUGAAUCCAAAACAGCCAUUUGAGGUUGAGGAAGUUGGGAGGUUUUUGUUUUAUAGUGUAGCCCAUUUAUCCCGUGACUAUUAACGACUGUUGUUUCUGCAAAACAGAGAACGCCAGCCGAAAAUAAGCAUGAUAGUGUCGCCGCUAAUCUUUUUCUGCGGAGUACUGUUCAACCUUUACGUUGCAUUCUACUGCUUACAGUGUUCAAGAUGGCGGUCUUCGAACAACCUGAAAUACUUCAUCGUGUUCCAAACCUUUGUUAACACAGGCAAUCUCUUCACACAUCUGAUUUUGCUGCUUCGCGAUGAGUUAAAUCCUGUUAACGACAUCACGCGAAUUGAAGAUCACACGAUCUGCGACAUCCUACCGAAUAUCACAGCUUGUUUCAUGUCAUUGUCCGUGUUUAACCUCACUGCAAUUGUUGUGGUACGCUAUUUGAGAAAUGAGCGCCGAUGGACAUUUUCAGUCGUCAAAAUCGUACUCACUUUUCUGGGAAUCAUGGUGUCCACUGCACUUCUUCUAUCACCUGCGCUUAACUACUUGUAUCAUGAAAUGCCCGUUCUUAAAUGUAACGGCUGUUACUGCCCGUCGCCGGGAGUGAGCUGGGAGGCCAAUUUCGAUGUAUGGCUUUAUGGCUAUAUGGUAAUCUUGCUGCAAUUCGUUGUUCCAGCGAUAAUUCUCUCGACCGCCGUUCUAAGAGGCCUUGCAAAACACUUGGAAGAAAGCCGAGCAGUAAGCGAGAAUUGUUGCAAACCUCGUUGUGAUUUGAAGAAAAUAAACAUUGUUACGUUGGCAUCAUGUCUUUUCAUCACGUUCAUUCUGCCAGUGCGAGGAAUUCGCUUCGUCACUGGAGAACACUUUUUCCCGAAUAAUGUGUCGUUCGUCGAGAUUGAAUUACUUAACUCGGUGUUUUACGUUAUGGAGGUUUCUUGGGCCGCAGUGACUGCGAUGUUACCAGUCUGUUUGAAAAGCCUGACCGACGAUGAAAUAUCAGGGGGACAGAAAAAGGCAGAUACGGAUGGGAGCCGAUCAAACUUUUCCCAAGCAAAAACAUACUGUGAAACUUUAGUCGAAUUAGAGCUAUGGGAAUAGUUUCUUUGUGGUGAUCGAACAACACAUCUUCAGUGGAUGGAUCAGAAGUAAUGUGGUAAUGUCAGCAUGAAUUGCAAAUUUAUUAGAUCUUUAAGUGAACGAGGUCACGCGAAACCGCCUUGUUUAUGCAAAAUGCUGAGUAUCUCGAAAACAAACAGCCUCUUUCUCGCACCUUCUUAUGCCCGUUCGUUACGCUCUAAAGAGCGACCUCGCGGGAAUAAUAAUAGUGGUAGAAGGAGAAGAAUGAAAAAGUACUGAAGGUCACUAUACAGUCGGAGAUUGUCAAACUAGUCAGAGUAGUUUGCAUUAUCAUCAUAACAGAGUAUUGAGUGGCCCUCCACACAAGAAUAAAUUGAUUUUGAUUACGUAACUUAUGGCAAACAAAAAUCGUUUGAUAUUGAACAAUGGACUAGUGCUAAAUGUCUUACAUUCAGCUGUUAAUGGAACGGUUUAAACGAUGACAGUCGAGGCAUUUAUAGAUACAUGCGUAGUGUGAGCUACCUCAGGCGUAAUUUAACUAUGAAAUGCAAUCCAAAGGCGUUUCAAAAAUCGCCAAACCUCAAAGAUUCAUUGCUCACCAAAUUGCCGCUCUUAUACUAGUGUCAUCAAAAGGUUCGUAACUCAGUUGCCGGAAUAGUUUGAGCAGCAAAACAAAACGUUGCAGGGAACAAAAUUGCAGAGUCAUUGUCUAGUUUUCGUUCCACUUCGAGGCACCGCGAGAUCAUUUGACUGCUAGACAAUUUUUUUAUCUAUUUAGACACACCUGUGUAUUCUCUGUAGUUCAGUUGUGUUCAUAUAUUUGCAGUUUGUUACAUCUUAUAAACGUAAACGAAUUGUUAGUGUGUUAGCAUUUACUUACUUUGUUAAUGCAAAUAGACAUGGCUGACCUGGCUCAUUGCCCACGUUCCUCACAGUUGUUGCGUAUGCAAUCAAGGUUCAUGACACAUAGAAGGAACGAAACCCAAUAUACAGCGAUCUUCAACGAAAAAUCUUGGUCAAUAAAAGAUUUAUUUAAUGCCAUAAAGAGCGCCAUUUUCUAGUGGGACGGAGAAUAAACGACAUAAACGCUUGAGUGAUCACAAUUUGUAAAAUCAUCUUGUUUAUAGAUAGUGCACACUCAUUUUAAUUAAAAACAUUUUUGGUCAUAAAGUUAA
Molecule: messenger RNA, 4066 nt
Organism: Orbicella faveolata
Lineage: Eukaryota; Metazoa; Cnidaria; Anthozoa; Scleractinia; Merulinidae
Source: RefSeq, a predicted model, not a curated record